UCUAAUGUUUACAGAAUGAAGAGGAACAAUUUCUCUGUUGUGAAUAAAAUUGUCCAGUCUUCACCUGCAGUGAAACAGCCCAAACUUGGGUUCUGCUCUUCUCUAAAACAGACUCAAGUGUCCACUGUUGUUCUCGACUGGGGGAGUCUGCCUCACCAUGUGGUAUUACGAAUUUUUCAGUAUCUUCCUUUAAUAGAUCGGGCCCGAGCAUCUUCAGUGUGUAGGAGAUGGAAUGAGGUGUUUCAUAUUCCUGACCUUUGGAGGAAGUUUGAAUUUGAAUUGAACCAAUCAGCUACUUCAUAUUUUAGGUCUACUCAUCCUGAUCUCAUUCAGCAGAUCAUUAAAAAGCAUGCUGUACAUCUUCAGUAUGUCAGUUUUAAGGUUGAUAGUAGUACUGAGUCAGCAGAAGCUGCCUGUGAUAUACUUUCUCAGCUGGUAAAUUGUUCUAUCCAGACCUUGGGACUGAUUUCAACAGCUAAGCCAAGUUUUAUGAAUGUGUCGAAGGCUCAUUUUGUCUCAGCACUUACAGUUGUGUUUGUCAAUUCAAAAUCAUUAUCAUCAAUCAAAAUCGAAGACACACCAGUGGAUGAUCCUUCAUUGAAGAUUCUUGUUGCCAAUAACAGUGAUACUCUAAGACUCCUAAAAAUGAGUAGCUGUCCUCAUGUUUCAUCUGAUGGAAUCCUUUGUGUAGCUGACCAUUGUCAAGGCCUUAAAGAGCUGGCGCUGAAUUAUUACAUUCUAAGUGAUGAACUUCUCCUGGCACUUUCGAGCGAGACUCAUGUUAACCUUGAGCAUCUUCGAAUUGAUGUUGUAAGUGAAAACCCUGGACAGAUUGAAUUUCAUCCUAUUAAAAAGCACAGUUGGGAUGCACUUAUUAAACACUCCCCUGGAGUUAAUGUUGUUAUGUACUUCUUUUUAUAUGAAGAAGAAUUUGAGCCGUUCUUCAAAGAAGAAACCCCAGUUACUCACCUUUAUUUUGGUCGUUCAGUAAGCAAAGCUACUCUAGGACAGAUAGGUCUUAACUGCCCACGACUAAUUGAGUUAGUGGUGUGUGCUAAUGGUCUUCAGCCUCUUGAUAAUGAGCUUAUCUGUAUUGCCCAACACUGUAAAAAUUUAACAGCUUUGGGCCUCAGUGAGUGUGAAGUUAGCUGCAGUGCAUUCGUUGAGUUUGUCAGACUCUGUGGGAGAAGACUAACCCAGCUCUCUAUCAUGGAGGAAGUUCUGAUCCCUGAUGACAAUUAUAGCCUCGAUGACGUUCAUACUGAAGUCUCAAAAUACCUGGGGAGAGUGUGGUUCCCUGAUGUGAUGCCUAUCUGGUGA
Marmota flaviventris (yellow-bellied marmot) is the source of this 1320-nucleotide messenger RNA. RefSeq names its product F-box/LRR-repeat protein 21. Gene Ontology annotation, biological process: entrainment of circadian clock by photoperiod. Gene Ontology annotation, molecular function: protein binding. NCBI's taxonomy places the organism in Eukaryota, Metazoa, Chordata, Mammalia, Rodentia, Sciuridae. The record is from RefSeq and is a predicted model, not a curated record. Gene Ontology annotation, cellular component: cytosol; nucleus.